AAAAAAGACAAAAAUUAAACUGCAGGCAUGUUGUUUUUUCUCAACAACUUUGAUGUCAAUAAGAUUUAGCAAAACAUUAUGUACUAAUUCUUUUUGCAUAUCAUGCUUUUGGAUAUAUAUUGACGGUCACUAUCUCCCUAUUGCUUGACACCUGGUCUCGAAAAACAUGGAACGGAGCCUUACGAUUCCAAUGAUAAUGCGACUAUAGAUAACUUCGGCGCUAUUUAUAUAGAUAAUUAACAGAUAGUUAUUAUACCUAAAACCACGUUAUAUGAGGCGCGAUGUUUCACUCCUAGAUGUAUUCUACCUGCUGCAGUAGUUUAAAUUAGAUGCUGUGUUUAAAGAGUCUUAAUAUUUUUAAACAGCACAUGAUGUCUGUUCAUUGUUAAUAGAACGAUUGUAACUUGAUUAGAAAUGUUAUCUAGUAAGAUUCACUCAUCAUGUUUGGUUGUCUCCAUGUUUUAAUCUGUGUUGCAAUAGUUUCCUGGAAUUUUUGUUUAUUUUAUUGACGUAGUCAGGUUUGUUUCUUGCUUUCUUUCAUAGGGAUUAACGUUAUCUCACGGGCUUCUUCAGUUUCUAAGCAGUCUAUUCUGUGAUGGCUUGGGAUGAGUCUGUAAUUUUUGCUGAUAUUCCACUUUUUUUGCUUGAGACUUUGACCUCUCUGCUUCCAGGCCUAGAAAAUCUAAUUCCCAUAGGAAGCAUGCCACAGACGCCACCGUUUGGCAGUAUGUUUGGCCCCACUGGUUAUAACAACAAUGUCUACCAGUCAAAGGAGGAGGGCUGUGGGGUCCUGCGUUACCAUGACAACAAUCUUGUAUCGGGAUCUCUGGAGGCUCUCAUUCAGCAUUUAGUGCCCAAUGUGGACCACUAUCCUGAUAGGACGUACAUCUUCACUUUCCUGCUGAGCUCCCGGUUAUUCCUGCACCCUUAUGAGCUCAUGUCUAAGGUGUACCAAAUGUUUGUGGAGCACCAAAGACUCGGCGACCCCCAUGCUGACAAGAUCAGAGUGCGUAAGAUCGCGCCCAAGAUUGUGCAGCUGUUGACUGAGUGGACAGAGACUUUCCCCUACGACUUCAGAGACGACCGCAUGAUGCGAGGGCUGAAGGAGCUGACCCACCGCUUAACCUUCGGAGAUGAGGUUUGCAGGAAGGCUGUGCAGCAGAUGAUGCAGGGUCUAAUCCGCAAGCUGGCCGCGCUCAGCCAGUACGAGGAGCUACUGGUGAAGAUCAACGCCACAGUUGCAGAGAGGCUGACCGUGUUGAAAACGAAGCCGCAGUCCAUCCAGCGGGACGUCCUGACCGUCUGCAAUGACGCCUUCAGUUUGGCCCAGCAGCUAACCCACAUAGAGCUGGAGCGACUCAGUUACAUUGGACCUGAGGAAUUUGUACAAGCCUUUGUUCAGAAGGACCCCUUGGUUAAUAAUAAGAGCCGUUUCAGUGACCGCAAGAAGGCAAACAACCUAGAAGUGUACGUGGAGUGGUUUAACAGGCUCAGUUACCUGGUGGCCACAGAAAUAUGCUUGCCGGUAAAGAAGAAGCAGAGAGCCAGAGUCAUUGAGUUCUUCAUUGAUGUCGCCCGAGAGUGCUUUAACAUCGGCAACUUCAACUCCUUGAUGGCCAUCAUUUCUGGGAUGAACAUGAGCCCAGUUUCCCGGCUGAAGAAAACCUGGGCCAAAGUCAAAACGGCCAAAUUCGAUAUCCUAGAGCACCAAAUGGACCCAACCAGCAAUUUCUACAACUACCGAACGGCAUUGCGUGGUGCUAUGCAGAGGUCCAUAACGGCACAUACCAGCAGAGAAAAGAUUGUGAUUCCCUUCUUCAGCCUGCUAAUUAAGGAUAUCUACUUCCUAAAUGAAGGAUGUUCCAACCUGCUGCCCAAUGGGCAUGUUAACUUUGAGAAAUUCUGGGAAUUAGCCAAGCAGGUGAAUGAGUUUAUGACGUGGAAGCAGGUGGAGUGUCCUUUCGAGCGGGAUCGCAAAAUCCUCCAGUACCUGCUGACUGCACCGGUCUUCAGUGAGGAUGCCUUGUUUCUGGCCUCCUAUGAGAGCGAGGGACCAGAGAACAACAUGGAGAAGGACAGCUGGAAGUCUCUUAGGUCUGCUCUACUAGGUAGAGUAUAAAUGCUGAAAGAGAACUUUUAUAAUGUCCUGUUACACCAGAACAGUGUGAAAUAUCCUAAAUUGCAGAGCCUGGCUGUCCUUUGACCGUAUCAAGAAGGACUAAAGUACUCAACAGUAACAUUAAAGACUGUCAGGAUUUGUAUGCUGCUCAGACUGAAGAUUUCAGGACAUUUUUUUUUUAAAAAUGUAUUAAUGAAAUGAUUAACAAAUGUCCAUUAAACGACAUGUAAGGGAUGCUCUUUCAUGCAUGGCUAACAGCUACAGGCUUCCAAGUUUUUGAAAUACAUCUUUGAAGAAGUUCGAGUUUGCUGCUGGUUGGCUUACUCUAGAUUACAGCGUUGUGUGUACUGUGUAUACAGUACUGUGUAUUGUUAAGACCUGAAAUAUUAAUUAAGCUAACGGUUAGUUUUGUUAUAUACUUUUUUCUAUUUGUAAAAAUGAGUACAGUGUUAUCUAACCCAAUGUGCUUUUUUUUUGGGUGAAGUUUUGAACGUACGUUAAAUGCACUGAGUACAUUUAACAGUUUAUUGUUGUUCUUUGUGAAACCAUGUAAACUCCUUAUAGCUAGAAUUAUGUCACCACUUUUCCGACGCUACUUGACCUCAUUUCACCAGUAUUUAUGCGGAAUGUAUCACAAAAUCCAGGAACUGGAUGCAUUUUUGCCUAAGAUCCAUAUACCUAAUGUUCACUAUUAUUCAGGCUCUUGCCUGUAGAGAGAAGAAUCUCAUUGGAGCACAGUUGGCUUCAAGCACUUGAGAUUAUCCACUUUUGAAGAAGAGGCUUUUCUCUUUCCCACAGUCUACCUGCCCCCUCUCCCUCCCACAGAUUACCAGAAUAGCACAAGUGGCCAUAUAAUCCUGGUCAGGUGGCAGCGAGAGUUUACAGUGAAUUAGCAGAGCAGAAUUUUGUAUGCAUAAAUUUUGAAUAUAGAAGAUGUGGUUCAGUAUUUUCUAGUCUCUUCACCCUGACUGAUUUCUAUUAAUAGGGUGGAACUCUCUUGUUUUUAAUAAUUUUCAUUGCUUUUUUUGUUUAUUUAUGUGCAAGACUAGAUAUUUACAGGUUUUUGUGUUUUGCUUCUAUUUAAUUUGUAUUAGGUGAUUUGUCAGGCUUCACUUUCCGUAGUUAUGUGUUGCAAAGAUCUUAUUAAAUGUGUUUUUAAAAUUGGCAGUAAGUGACAAUUUUCAGGGUACUUAGAGUGAUAUGCACUGGCUCAUGUCCUUUGUCAAAUACAAAACCAAUUACGUGUUGGUAUCCUGUGUAAAUAAUUUAUAUGUUUACAUUAUCCCAUUUCAGUGAUUUCUUUAUAAUGGGAAAUUUAGUACAUUUAAAAAAAACACUGAAGACCAUUAAUAAAAUGUUUUAGAAUCUG
Paramormyrops kingsleyae is the source of this 3488-nucleotide messenger RNA. The record is from RefSeq and is a predicted model, not a curated record. NCBI's taxonomy places the organism in Eukaryota, Metazoa, Chordata, Actinopteri, Osteoglossiformes, Mormyridae.